AUGCCCUUGUACCAUAACUCUACGAUGCCCACCCAAACCUUUAACCACGAACAAACAGGCAUCCUGAGCUGCCCACCUGAAAUCCAUUGGAUGGUCUUGUGGUGCUGCCCGGAUUUGAAAACAUUACUAGCCGCCUCCCACUCUACACGCGCGCUCUAUUAUGCUUUGAAGAGUUACCCGUUUCCAAUAAUCGAGUCGCUUGUCCACCAAGCUGUCGGCGAAGCUGCCCUUCCCGAUUGUAUAAGGGCCAUGAGAGCAAAGACCAUGGCCCAUGGUGGACCGAGAAGUGAGAGAAUGGAAACUAUGGUCCAAGAACUGUUUGAAAAUGAUGGUGUUGUACGCACAGAUUUCUGGUCAAUCCCUCGAGGCCUGGCCGCAAUCAGUCUGCGUGAAAUCUUCGUACAGCUGGCAGCCGAGAUAGGCUCGGAAUACGCAACAAACUGGACCUCUGUCUACCCCAUGAUUUCUCACAAUCCCCCGGUGCCACCUAGCGAGGCAGAACUAGGAAGAAUAGUCUCGGCCCUUUAUAGAUUCGAGACGUUUUGCACUAUCUUUGCAAGGGUCCUCCGCCUAGGCCAACCCGACCUCGACGCCGCAUACAAGUUGUUUUUCUCGCGCUUUGCACCCUGGGAAAUCGAGCAGAUCGUAUCUGUCUUUGAGUCCGUUGGCUCUCUUGUCAUCCCAGCGUUUAAUGACGUGGCACUCCACGAUAUAGAAUUCGGCUUUAAGCACGUAUAUUCCGCCGACUCAGCACAUUGCGCUCACCUCCAACGGGUACUCGGUCAUGGCCUACGCCUUGCCUACCAGCUAUGGAAGGCUCAAACUUACAACCAAAGGUACAGCCUCCUCAAAGACCUGUGUGCAGAUGGGAGAUGUUUCUGGGAUUAUCCCCUAUCCGAUUUUAAUGAAAGCAUCAGGGAUGAAAUCAAUUCUGGCAUCACAUAUCCCCCUCUACCCGAUGACGACCCCGAAUGCGGCGCGAAACAUAUGUGGCAAUGGGCAAACCAACCUAGACCCAAUGUACGAAUCGCAGGGCUUCUCAAAAACCAGAAUGUCAGGAGAAUUGGCUACGUCUUCUGGUCCAGGAGCCGUGUUGACAGCAGCCAUGUAACCGACACGCCCUAG
This is a messenger RNA of [Torrubiella] hemipterigena, 1125 nucleotides long. The record is from the annotation of a GenBank genome assembly. NCBI's taxonomy places the organism in Eukaryota, Fungi, Ascomycota, Sordariomycetes, Hypocreales, Clavicipitaceae.